Symbiodinium pilosum is the source of this 1137-nucleotide messenger RNA. Lineage: Eukaryota; Dinophyceae; Suessiales; Symbiodiniaceae. The record is from the annotation of a GenBank genome assembly.
AUGGCUGAGGAUGAUGUGGCAGAAAGAUAUGAGUCGGCAACAGCGGUGACGUUGGGCGUCACCGUUUUUUCCACAAGCUUUUUGGGGCUUUUCGUGGCCGCGGUGCCGGCUUCACGGUCCCUUUUCGAGUUCCUAGCAGCUACGCUGCUUUGGCCCACAUGCCUUCUUUGGCUAAACUGGUGUGUGCUUGUACCACUCACAGAGCAGCAAAGACACCGUCUGAAGACGGUGCGAAGGGUAAAGACGGCUCUUGGGAGCUUGGGGCUUUUUCUGGUGCCGAUUUGCACAGACGCCAUGCGCCGAGGGCCAGGAAGGAUCAUUGGCGCCUCGGAGUCCGCAGCCGCGAUCCUGGUGACAGCUCGAGCUAUGCAACUCCUGCGACGCUUGGAAACUGCAGAGAGCGAAGAGACUCCGAGUUGUCCGGGGAGCCCUCCAAGUCAGCUUUGGGGGAGGUGGAGACGCUUUUAUCACAUGGCUUGCCUGAGCUGGCAUGAUGUUGACCGGGUUUGCGUUCUGCGAGAAAUAGAGCACCAAAGGCAUUACACCAAAGCCUUCGCGGAGCUGAUCAUCUCAGUCCUGGGCCUGGCUGCCUGCGGCGUGGCCAUGCAUGGAACAAACUUUGCCCGGACCAUCGGCUGCAUCAGCUUGAGCAUGGCGAGGCUGUUGAUAUGUUGCUUUGGAGCUGGCAGUGUCGUGUUUGGGUUCUACACGUUUGAUCGUGCCUACCUUUUCCUCCUGUCUUACUUCAACCAGCUAAGUGUACACUCCAUCUUCGGACCUGGGUUGUGGCAAAGUCGGACCAUUAAAGAGUUUUGGAGACAGUGGAACUUGCCAGUGCAGCGGAUGCUGGUCUCUGGCAUAUUCCGGCCUUUGAGGAGGGCUGGCUGCUCGGAAAGUUGUUGUGGCUUUUUAGUGUUUCUUGUUUCCGGACUGGGACAUGCUUGGCCUUUGCUGUGCGUCGGGGCAGAACAUUGGCAGAUUGCUUUCAUGCUCCUCUUCUUCGUCACGCAGAUGAUCCCACUUCAGGUUGAGUCCACCCUGCACAUCAAGGGCCGCUUCUGGGUCUACACAGUGGAACUCCUCCUGUCUCCUCUCUUUGUCCUACCUUUGCUCGGGCCCGUGCUCAUAAGCUCCUGA